Messenger RNA from Marasmius oreades (fairy-ring Marasmius), 960 nucleotides. RefSeq lists its product as uncharacterized. Lineage: Eukaryota; Fungi; Basidiomycota; Agaricomycetes; Agaricales; Marasmiaceae. The record is from RefSeq and is a predicted model, not a curated record. The transcript is spliced from 7 exons. Bases 1 to 960 code for a protein of 319 amino acids.
AUGAAGCGUCAAGCAGACUCUGAAAGUGAAAGUACGGCGCCUGCCAAUAAGGUCCGGUUGGCCGCUGUCGAGUUGUCGGAAAUGGAGAGAAAAAAAAUCAAGGAAUACGAAGAAGAGAUUGAGAAAUUGAGAGCUCACAAUGAGUCUCUGCAACGUGAAAUUGAUGAUCUUACGCUUGAGGAGAACGAGACGAUUGCCAAGCUAGGAAUUGAAAACACACGACUGUAUAAAGAUCUUCGCAGGCUGAAGGUAGACAUUCAGAUGUUAGAGGACGCAAUGGAAGAAAAGAUCAAGGAGUUACACGAGAAAGACGAGUUACUCAAAAGACUGGACGCCGAUGACCCGACUACUAUGUCCGCAGAACUUGAAACUCGAAGUCGCCCUGUCAAGGAUGGGAGCUCUGAGGAACUUGAGGAGGUUCUAGCUUUGAUAAUCCGAUACCCCCGUCAUCUACGUCCGGCACAAAACAUAACCCCCCCCUCAAGGCCACAGACUACCUCGGAUUGGCGAGAAGCCGCGUCCGAGUAUCUCGACGUCAACGCCAGUCUGUCAUACUCUGAGUUUGUGCGGUUCUGGGCGGCCAAGGAACGAAGCACGAAUAAAACAGUCGGGAUAUCGGUUUCGAAAAUUGACCAGGCGUUCGGAUCCAGUUUCCCUCCCAAAGUCUGGAGAUGGUGGUUCCAUAUUCAACCUAAAGCAAGAGGGCCACCAGUUGAUAAGUUUCUGCCACCUUUCGAUGGGAAAUGGAAUACUCUUGACCGGUGGGGGGAAGACGGUUGGGUUCUGGCGCUCGUCGCACUGAAAUGGUGGUGGCUUGGUAUCGACAAGCUGGAGAAUAAUCAGCAGGAGAGUGCAAAGGCGGAAUGGGAAACGAUUCUACAAGAGAUGUUGUCAACGUUCCGCGCUGUGACUGGCACUGGCACUGUUAGAGAGUCGGCUGGCGAAGUAAGUAAUCGUUAG